Rhodamnia argentea is the source of this 2689-nucleotide messenger RNA. RefSeq lists its product as uncharacterized. The record is from RefSeq and is a predicted model, not a curated record. The transcript has 2 exons. The coding region runs from base 183 to 2465 and encodes 760 amino acids. NCBI's taxonomy places the organism in Eukaryota, Viridiplantae, Streptophyta, Magnoliopsida, Myrtales, Myrtaceae.
CUGCUUCCUCGUCCUCCAUCUCUCCACUCCCCUCCUCCACGAAUGAUUGAAUGAUCUUUUUCAUUUUCACCCUCCAAGCAAAAGAUCCCAAGCACCCCCUAUCACGCCCGGUCAAAUCUUUCACCCUCCCAACAAUGGUCAAAUCAAGGUGAAACAAGAGAGAGCAAGAAAAACAGAGCGAGAUGGACUCAGAUAGACCCCAUCGCACGACUAGCAUCAAUAGCAGCAGCGGCGGCAGCAACACCACUGGCGAGCUCUUUAUUUGCUUCACGUCUCGGCUCUCGUCUUCUUCUUCCAUGAAGAUCUCCAAAUCCAUCCUCAGCCCAGGUCGAGCCAGAGACCACCAGACCCCCCAGAUCUCGCUCUCCUCCUCUCUGAGCAGGAGGCUCAGAAGCAACGGCAGCUUAAAAGGCGCAGGCCAAGCUUCGCCGAUGUUCCCCACGAAUGGCAAGAAACGUGGGUCCGCUUUCGAGAACCCAGAGCCGUCGUCUCCCAAGGUGACCUGCAUUGGGCAAGUGAGGGUCAAGACCAAGAAGCAGGGCAAGAAGCUGAGGGCUCGCUCGAAGCGCGGUGGUGGAGGUGGAGAAGUCAGUUUCAGGAAGCUCGAGAUCAGUAAUGGUGCGCCAAGCACGGAGGCAACGCAGAGCUUCUACUUCCAGAACCAGCAGGGCAACAAUCAAGAAUGCUUGCCUCACAGAAACCAGAGGUGGGUCCACUUCCCCGUGACGAUCUGCGAGGCCUUGAGGACCUUCGGGUCGGAUUGGAACUGCUUCUUGCCGUGCAGAUCGUCAUGCAUGUCCAAGGAAGAGAAGACAGAGGGAGGGGCUAACAAUGGCGAGAAUGGCCAUUCGGGCAAUCACAACAGUAGUUCCUGUGGAGCUGUGAUUGCAAGGUGGCUCGUGGCGUUGCAGGAAGGAGAGGGUAGAGGCAGAGAAGUGGAGAUAAUUGUUGGAGAUGAAGAGAGGACAGCGGCAGCUGCGGCUGCGGAUGCAGCGGAGGGGAGUGGGAGUUACAGGAGGAGGGCAUUUGAGGGGAUCGAGUUUAAUGAAGAAGAAAUAUGCAGAGAAAGAAGUGAAGUUGAGGAAGACGAUGGAGGAGGCAGAGCGAGCGUUAGUAUUCCACCCAAGAAUGCGCUCUUGCUCAUGAGGUGUAGAUCUGAUCCCGUGAAAAUGGCUGCUCUUGCUAGCAGGUUCUGUGAGGCUCCUCCGGUUGUAGUGGACGGUAAUGAUGAAGAUGAGAAUCAGAGUGAGAAUUUUGUCGCGAGUGGUUGCGAAAAUGAGGGAGUUGAAGUGAAGAAAGGUGGUGAAGUCGAGCAUGAAAUGGAUGACGAUAAAGAAGAGGAAGUGAGUGAGAAGUGGAUUUCUGCUGAAGCUAGCUGGGAGAGUAGACUUCUCGGAGAGUCGAGUUUGACUGUGGAGGAAAGAGGGGAGUACGACCAAGAAGAAGUGAACCAGGAGGUCAAUGUGCUAGAGGAACAACUAGACCAGAAGAUCAUGGAAGAAGAAGACGAAGAAGAAGUCAAGGAGGUGCUAGUGCUAGAGGAAGAAGGAGGUGAGGUGAAGGAGUUAAUGGAGGUGACUAGUCAGGUAGUGACAACGCAAGAAACAGAGGUAAGGUGUUUUGCAGUCGCAGACGGAGAAAACUUGCAGCUUUCAGUACAAGAUCACACCUACACUGAAGAAGGCGAAGCCCACCAUGAGCAUGGAGUUGAAUCAGAUGAUGGAGAUCAUGAUAAUGAUGUUUUGUCCGCACAGCUAAAUCAAGAAUCGGGAGGAGAUGAAGACCAUGAAAUAGAGUCACGGUUUCACGUUGAACUUGUAGCUCCAACAGAGGAGGCCGUUGGCCUAGUAGACCCAGAAGCCCAAGUGACCGUCCCCCCGCACGAGAGAUCCGAAUCCAAUGGCCUGAAGCCGCCAUGGCCCGAGGGGAAGCAGGUGAAGUCGACGGAGAGAGAGGGAAGUCAACAGAAGUCAGUUCUGCCGGAUUGCUUGCUCUUGAUGAUGUGCGAGCCCAAGCUCUCUAUGGAGGUCUCCAAGGAAACAUGGGUCUGCAGUACGGACUUCAUCCGAUGGCUGCCGGAAAGGCAGGUCGGCAAGAUCCCCGUCAAGACCGACGGGGGCAAGGACGAGCCGAAGAAAAGGGCGGGCAAUGCGGAAUCCAAGCGCUCUGCUUCGGCUCUCACGGCUCAGCAAGCCCACAUUCUGCAGCAGCCGCGGAGGAACUCCUGUUCCCUGCCGCCGAGAGCCGCGGCUCGAGCCACCGGCGCCGAGUCGAUGGCCACGAUGAUCGAGCAGAAGCUGGAGAGCGCCAAGGCUCGUGAGCCGUUUGUCCUCACGAGAUGCAAGUCUGAGCCUAUGCAGUCGGCCACCAAGCUCGCGCCGGAUGCUUGCUUUUGGAAGAACAGGAAGCUCGAGCCGCAUCGCCCGGCUACGCACGGGGUCAAGGCGGCUGGGGUCGGAUUCUGAAACCGGCUUGAUCGAUGGUUGUAUAGGUAAUUCUGCUAGAAACUAUGGGAGUUAGUGAAUUCUUUUUUAACUUUUGGUCCCUCUGUUUUCCGUUGGUUGAAGAAAGUUUGUGAAAUGGGGUUUAGCUUUAAAAGUCUAGUCUUUUCGCAGGUUAUUUCACUGCUGUAGCUUCUGUGUAAAUUUUUAUCUGGUGGGUCUAUUUAAAUGAUCUUCAUUUUCCUUCA